This is a messenger RNA of Silurus meridionalis, 865 nucleotides long. RefSeq lists its product as uncharacterized. The record is from RefSeq and is a predicted model, not a curated record. The coding region runs from base 38 to 829 and encodes 263 amino acids. The transcript has 2 exons. Lineage: Eukaryota; Metazoa; Chordata; Actinopteri; Siluriformes; Siluridae.
CUUCUAUUGAACAUUUCUUCAUACAGGUACCUGGAACAUGGCCGCUGAUGAACAAAGGUUUCUUCUGCAAGGUAUGCGUCUGCAUCAAGGCACGUGUUUGUACAUCGAAGCAUGUGCUGAGGGGUAUCGCUUCAACUUUGUCACCUCUAGACCUACCUGCGAUGCUUGUUAUUUCCUUGUUCUUCAAAAGCAUUGCCUGUGGUGCCUGGAGCAGUCCACCUGUCCUUUAGGUGAACGGUGCUAUAAUUUCUUCCGUAAAUGGUUCAGGUUUCCUCCAGAAAAGGACGAAUUCGUUUGGGAAACUGAUGAGGACCCGUUCAGACCGGUGAUGGACAUUCUGCACCACGCUGACAUGUUCUCCCCAGAUGGAAUGUGGAUAGAUUCCAUCCAGAACUUUGUCUAUGAUCUUUCUGCAGGACUUAAGCUGAUCACCCGUAUCGUUCAUGUGCGUAGGGCUAUUACCCUUGCCCAAUCGUUUGGAGUUCCUGCCAGCUCGCUGGGUGCGCCAAGCACUCACAGUUUUCUGUUCACGGAAUUCGUCAUGCAAAGCACCUUUCUAACGUACUACACCAUCAUCUUCUGUGGCUAUGUUCUAUGGACAACUGAACCAGCGAAACAUCGUGAUUGGAAUUCUCGUCCUAUCCUUUGUCACAAAUUUCACACAAUCAGGAAAGACUCAAUGGUAUUCUCAUCGAAAUGUCACGGUGGUGUUUUGAGGUUUCAUCAUGAGGUGUGGUCUGCACUGCAGUCUCACAGUUCUAUAUCUGCUCUUUUGCCGGACUGGAUCAGACGACUAUCACCCAUUCCAUUAAAAAAAAAAGGCAAGUGAGUCUGGACAUCAAGGACAGGAACUGAAAGCUAAACC